CGCAACCCCACGUCAAACAGCUGUCAGCGUGCCGACCGCCUCGCGUGGCAACCGUUUCCUGUUCUUUUACGAAGAAGUCUUCGUCGACGCACGUCGUGUUUGCGGGUGUUCACUGAGUGAGCUGCCAACGUUCAAGUACCAACCAUGGUCCGUAUCAGCGUGCUGGCCGAUGCCCUCAAGUGCAUCAACAAUGCGGAAAAGCGCGGCAAGCGCCAGGUGCUUAUCCGACCGAACUCGAAGGUCGUGGUCCGGUUCCUGACCGUCAUGAUGAAGCACGGCUACAUCGGCGAGUUCGAGGUUGUGGACGAUCAUCGCAGCGGCAAGGUGGUGGUCAAUCUGACCGGUCGCCUGAACAAGGCCGGCAUCAUCUCGCCCCGUUUCGACGUCAAGAUGGACGAUAUCGAACGGUGGACGAACAAUCUGCUGCCCUCCCGUCAGUUUGGCUACGUCGUCCUUACUACCAGCGGUGGUAUUAUGGAUCACGAGGAAGCCAGGAGAAAGCAUCUCGGAGGCAAGAUUCUGGGAUAUUUCUUCUAAUCGCGCACAC
Molecule: messenger RNA, 547 nt
Organism: Anopheles maculipalpis
Lineage: Eukaryota; Metazoa; Arthropoda; Insecta; Diptera; Culicidae
Product: 40S ribosomal protein S15Aa-like
Exons: 4
Coding region: 145-537 (130 amino acids)
Biological process (GO): translation
Cellular component (GO): ribosome; cytosolic small ribosomal subunit
Molecular function (GO): structural constituent of ribosome
Source: RefSeq, a predicted model, not a curated record